AUGUGCGCGUGCACACCGGUGUGGGCGUGGUUUCUGCCCACAUGGGGCGUGGCCUCAGCGCCCGACGCGGAGCGCGACGUGGGCGUGGCCCGUUGCCCCCUGCAGCCCCAGCCCAGGGGGUGUCCCCGCUGGGACGGGCCUGAGGAGCAUCCCGGUGCUCCGAACCCUCCGGAUAGCGAUGGGGACGAGCUGGAGCGCCCUCGACCAUUCCACAUCUCUGUGACCCUGAGCUGCCCCUCCCCGCCAUGCCCUGCCCAUGGAACCGGCCCCUCUGUGACAUCACCCCGGCCUGGUGGCACUGUGGGCACUGCCAGGGCCCUGGGUGUCACCAGAGGUGACAGCUCUGCUCUGGCUCUGCCACCUGCAGUGUUGGCACUGAUGGCUUUGCUGUGGCUGCUCGUCCUGCUGGCCCUGGCUGGGCCCGUGAGGGGCACCGGGGACACUUGCAAGGGCACCUGCGGGCUCCGGCCCUUGAAUUCCGACCACAGCUCUGCUGGCACGUCCCGUGAGGGUGGCACCAGUGUCCCCUCAGGGGCCUGGCCUGGCAUCGUCAGCAUCCAGGCCACCUGGGAGAACGGCACGUGGCACAUGUGCACGGGUGUCCUCCUCAGCUCCCAGUGGGUGCUCACGGUGGCACACUGCUUCGCCAGAGCCGGGGGCAUCUCCACGUGGGACGUGGUGAUCGGGGCCACAGAUUUGAGACAACGAGGCCCUGGGGCUGUGGUGAGACACAUCCAGAGGCUCCUGGUGCACCAGCGAUAUGUGACUGCCACGGCCAGGAACGACAUCGCCCUGGUGGAGCUGGACCAGCCCGUGGAGUGCAGCAACUACAUCCAGCUGGGCUGUGUGCCCAACCCCUCACUCAGGGUCUCAGAGCUGAAAUCCUGCUACAUCGCCGGCUGGAAAUUUGCCAGAGCUCAGGGAACAGCCAUGGUGCUGCAGGAGGCCAAGGUUCACCUCAUGGACACACAGCUCUGCAACAGCAGCCGGUGGUACGCGGGGGCUGUUCAUGCUGACAACCUGUGUGCUGGGUACCCACAGGGCGGCAUCGACACCUGCAAGGGGGACAGCGGGGGUCCCCUCGUCUGCAAGGACAAUGCAGCUGACUACUACUGGCUGGUGGGAUUGAACAGCUGGGGAAGAGGCUGUGACAGAGCCAGGCACCCCGGGAUCUACACCUCCACUCAGCACUUCUACAACUGGAUCCUGAUCCAGACGAGCCUGAGCCCUGCAGACAUAAGUGGGACAGCACCAGAGCCGAAGUGCGCCCCGACUCCUAAGGCAGAGUUCACCAUGGCUUCUGAGGAGGCCCCGACACCAGGGCCAGAACAAGAGGCACAAACAGAGCCAACACCGGUGCCAGAGCCCACGCCAGAGCUGGUGGUGCCAGGGCCAGGGCCGGUAACAGACAUGCCACCAGCGCCAGAGCUGGUGACACAGCUGAUGCCAGAGCCCGAAGCCAACGACAGUGCCGACGACGGUGCCGACGACGGUGCCGACAACGGUGCCGACAACGGUGCCGACAACCGUGCCGACGACAGCGCCGACAACAGCGCCGACGACAGCGCCGACAACAGCGCCGACAACAAGCCAGAGGAGGAGACAGAGUUGGUGCCCGAGCCGGAGCAGGAGCUGCUGCCGGCGCCGACGACACCGGAGCCAACCAUCCUCCCGGAGCCCGAGGAGCUGGCCCCAAGCCCCGAACCAGAACCGACACAGGCGGCGGACAGGCUCCUGCUGAUCUCGGUGCCGUACCAGAGCCUGCUGCAGUUCUGCAACCUGCUGAGGGAUUUCCUGCUGUUCCUGAGGAGCCAGCUGGGCUGA
This is a messenger RNA of Melospiza melodia melodia, 1824 nucleotides long. RefSeq names its product acrosin-like. Bases 1 to 1824 code for a protein of 607 amino acids. The transcript has 9 exons. Gene Ontology annotation, biological process: acrosome reaction; proteolysis. The record is from RefSeq and is a predicted model, not a curated record. NCBI's taxonomy places the organism in Eukaryota, Metazoa, Chordata, Aves, Passeriformes, Passerellidae. Gene Ontology annotation, molecular function: serine-type endopeptidase activity.